Molecule: messenger RNA, 798 nt
Organism: Propithecus coquereli (Coquerel's sifaka)
Lineage: Eukaryota; Metazoa; Chordata; Mammalia; Primates; Indriidae
Gene: TAF10
Product: TAF10 RNA polymerase II, TATA box binding protein (TBP)-associated factor, 30kDa
Exons: 5
Coding region: 45-701 (218 amino acids)
Biological process (GO): transcription initiation at RNA polymerase II promoter
Cellular component (GO): nucleus; transcription factor TFIID complex; SAGA complex
Molecular function (GO): promoter-specific chromatin binding; RNA polymerase II general transcription initiation factor activity
Source: RefSeq, a predicted model, not a curated record
CGGAAGCGGAAGCGGCUCUGUUCGCCGCCUCUCCCACCGGCCCGAUGAGCUGCAGCGGCUCCGGCGCGGACCCUGAACCGGCGCCGGCCUCCGCCGCUUCGGCCCCGGGCCCAGCGCCCCCGGUGUCAGCUCCCACCGCGCUGCCCGCCAGUACCGCCGCAGAGAACAAGGCCAGCCCCGCGGGGACAGCAGGGGGACCUGGGACUGGAGCCACGGCUGGGGGCACGGGACCCUUGGCGGCGCGGGCCGGGGAGCCAGCCGAGCGGCGCGGGGCGGCUCCGGUGUCGGCGGGCGGCGCGGCGCCCCCAGAGGGGCCCAUGUCUAACGGGGUUUACGUACUGCCGAGCGCGGCCAACGGAGACGUGAAGCCAGUGGUGUCCAGCACGCCUCUGGUGGACUUCUUAAUGCAGCUUGAGGAUUACACGCCUACGAUCCCUGAUGCAGUGACUGGUUACUACCUGAACCGUGCUGGCUUUGAGGCCUCAGACCCACGCAUAAUUCGACUCAUCUCCCUAGCUGCCCAGAAAUUCAUCUCAGAUAUUGCCAACGAUGCCCUACAGCACUGCAAAAUGAAGGGCACAGCCUCUGGCAGCUCCCGGAGCAAGAGCAAGGACCGCAAGUACACUCUAACCAUGGAAGACUUGACCCCUGCCCUCAGCGAGUAUGGCAUCAAUGUGAAGAAGCCGCACUACUUCACCUGAGCCACCCAACCUAAAUGUACUUGUCUGUCCCCAUGUCCCCACACCAGCCUGUUUUCAUAAUAAACUUUAUUGUGACAGGCGGGGCUGAUCCCUCCCA